Molecule: messenger RNA, 8056 nt
Organism: Scleropages formosus (Asian bonytongue)
Lineage: Eukaryota; Metazoa; Chordata; Actinopteri; Osteoglossiformes; Osteoglossidae
Product: protein FAM83H-like
Exons: 8
Coding region: 601-5373 (1590 amino acids)
Biological process (GO): positive regulation of cell migration; signal transduction; intermediate filament cytoskeleton organization
Cellular component (GO): keratin filament
Molecular function (GO): protein kinase binding; keratin filament binding
Source: RefSeq, a predicted model, not a curated record
CAGCCUGCGGAACCUUUGGAAUCUGGGCUCCCGGGCGAUCGCUGCCGCGGGUUCGAGUCCCGUUGGGGUGGGGGGAAGAGCGCAGCGGGGCGUCCGGACCGUAAGUGUCUCUCGAACCGGGGUUCGGUGGACGUUUCGCGGAGAGAGGAAGGAAUGACAGCGGAUGAGCGGGACGGAACCGCGUCGGCGCCAUAAGUGGAGGAAGAGAAACGAGGAGGAGCAGGAGCCGGAGAGCGCGCGCGGAUGCCGGUGCCAACAGUUUCCCACCGUACUUCACGUACUGUGCAGCAGUGUUGGGACCGGGACCGGGACCAGAACCCUCAGGAGACACCUUCCUGAGUGGUCUAUGAAUGGCUGGACAACUUGUUGAGGAGCCGUUCUUGUUGGCCAUAUCGACGGGUCAGUCGCUCUAACAGGUUGAAACAUUUCAGCAUAACAGCAUAGCCAUCCUGCAAAUGACGGUCUCGACAAACUGGUCCCUGAAGUCGUCUUGGUCUCCAGGUACAAUACAAAAGGAGGAGAUGAGGUCACCCUUUUGAGGCUGGACUGGGCUGGACAAUGUAAGCUUCCUAACCUCUACUGCCACCUUGUGGAACUGCCAUGGCCCACCGGUCACAGCGCUCCUCCCUGGGGGACAACCCGUUGGACCCAAACUACCUACCGCCCCACUACCGUGAGGAGUACCGCCUGGCCAUCGAUGCUCUGGUGGAGCACAACCUGCAGGGCUACUAUGAGUUCCUGCAGAACGCCGGCAUGGUGGAGUUCCUGUCCCGCCCGGAGCUGGAGCACAUCCUCAGCACGGUCCAGGCCCCACGACAGAGCUCCCAGCCUGAGCUGCUCUACCAGGAACCCGAGGCCGAUGGCUCCUCCGACACCUAUUGGCCUGUCCAUUCGGACCUGGAGGCUCCAGUGCUGGACCUGGGCUGGCCCGUCCACCACAGCUUCAUUGGGCCCACGGAGGUCACCACGCUGGUCAACCCCUCGGACCCUGAGAUGCCCAGCAUCAAGGAGCAGGCCCGUAGACUCAUCAAAAGAGCUCAGCAGGUCGUCGCUGUGGCAAUGGACAUGUUCACAGACGUCGACAUCUUUUCUGACCUCCUGAAUGCAGCGGCGAGGAGCGUGGCGGUCUACAUCCUGCUGGACGAGCAGAACGCACACCACUUCUCUGCCAUGGUCAGCAGUUGCGGGGUCAACCUGACCUUGGUCAAGAUGAUGCGAGUGAGGACAGUGUCCGGGACCCCCUACUUCUGCCGUACAGGGAAAUCCUUCAAAGGCCAGAUGAUGGGCCGAUUUCUGCUAGUGGACUGCAGGGCUGUCCUCAGCGGGAAUUACAGCUUUAUGUGGAGCUUUGAGAAGAUCCACCGCUCCAUCGCCCACCUCUUUCUCGGGGAGCUGGUGACCACAUUUGAUGAAGAGUUCCGCAUCUUGUACGCUCAGUCAGAGCCACUGGUCAUGGAGAAUGCCCUGGUGCCCAUGCCUGGGGAUGGCAGCUACUGCAAAAAGCAAUUUGGUAGCACCAGACCCUCAAUGCCCAGGAACCCCAGAGGAUACCUGCACACAGAGAUCCCUCAUUUUGCGGAGUUACCAGGAUAUCCCUUAGAGGGCCGCAUGGACUCGGAGGGUAGAAUGUCACCCUUCAGGAGGGAUGAGCCUUGUCCUGGUUAUCUAGAUCGUGAUCCGCUUCAGAUGUACAGCAACAGACACUCCUCUCAGCAGUUAAACAUAGAGCGGCCUUUCCUGGAGCCGGACCGACCCAUGAUCUCUAGGCAGAUGGACAUAAACACUUACAAGAGGCACAGCUAUGCAGAAGGUAGCCAGGGUUCCUCACAGCAGUUGAUGCAGCACCGCAUCAAGCACUACCCUGAAGACGUGGAGUCCCUUGGUGGGCAUCCCAGAGAGCAGCAUUACUAUCUCCAAGGUGGACCUCCAGGUCCAGGCUCAGGCCACUCUGCGUAUAACAAAGUUCGAGCCCAUGGGUACCAUCAGAUGGAUCAGUUCCCAGAUCAGUAUGAACUGGGACUCCAGCCUGAGUCAGAGCCACCAGGUAGUUCCAGUCACAUGUUGGAUUACUUGUCCUCUGACUCAUCUAAAGAAAUGAGGUACCGUUAUGAGCAGAAAGCAGCCCCGGCUGAGGGUCGGUAUGGCCGUUCAAGCACAAAGAGACCAAGCCUUGGCCAACCAUAUGCCUGCCAGAGCUCACCCACUCAGCCUCAUUCACUUGAUCAGAAGCAGCCCUUCCCUAAGUCCAGUCUGGAUCACCAACCACAGGACCCAGGUUCAAAGCAGGGGCUACGUAAGUGGAGGAUCAACUCGUACCUUAGCACCUUGGAGAACUCCGGUGAGGAGGGUAUGGCAGAGCCUCUUGGUCCUGACGCCUUUGAUGAACCUUCACAUCCAUUCACUGAAGAACAGCAUGAUCCAGAGACAGCGCCUCCUGGAUUUAGUAACAGAGACAGUGCACAAAUUCCCAUAUCAAAGCCAGAUUUUCUCCCACGUUAUGGUAAGCCAAUCCUGCUUAAAGCAUCAAAGGGUCUCUCUGAAGAUCCGCCUUCUAUAGGGACAGACUCUGGGGCAAUAGAGGCUGCAGCUGCUUCAGGUAUGGUGUCUAAUACCGAGGGUGACAGAGCAGUAGAAGUGGAGUUCAGGAAGCCUAGAGAUCUCAUCAAGCAGGAGUCUUUCCGCACCAGACCCAACAUUUCACACCUGAGGAGCUCUAGACUAAGAUCAUCACUGAUCUUCAGCUCUUCCCAAGUGGAACAGCACUUCUCAGUAGAGGCAAAACCUGAAUCAGACGGCAGUAGUGAGAACGCUGUUGGAGAGAAAGACCCCUUGAAAACCUCCUCAGUCCUUGCUGAGAUAUUAGAGAAGAGGAAAUUUGUGCCUCGAGAACCAAUUGCCUGGAGUAGUCUGAAGCAGCCUAAACCAGAACUUUCCUUAAAAGAUUCCGAUGUCUCGGAGGCUCCAUGCGAAGGUUCUUCUAAAACGCUGAAGGUGUCAGAGUCAGCUGGUGUUUCACUAAAUCAGGAGAUGCCAAGAGACCAUAUAUACAAGGAACAAGUCAAAGUUGUACCUAAAGACCAAAGAAAAAUGAAAACAGAGCCCACCAAACCUUUACCGAGCACAGCAUUUAAUAUGGAUGAUCCAGACAGCAGGCUGUUAUAUUUUAAGGAACUGGCUGCUAAACGAAAGGCUUCAAAAAUAGCAAAGGAGUCUGCAACAGAAAAAGCAGAACCUUCUGUCAAAACUAAUGAUCUCGCCAAGGCUCAUUCUGAAAGUUCUCGAAAAAUACAGGUGAUUUCAGACUCCAUUAGUGUCUCAGGAAACCUCGAGAGGCCAAAAGAUCCUAUGAAUGAUCAACACAUCGAACAAAUCAAGGUUUCAACUGAGGAAGAAACAAAAUUAGCAAUCCCAAAGAAGCCUUCCAAGUCUAACCUACCAUCAUUAAUAAAUAUGAAUGAUCCAGAGAGCAGGUUCUUGUAUUUUAAAGAGCUUGCUGCUCAACAAAAGGCUUUGAAAGUGGCAAUGGAGUCUGCAAUAGAAAAACCUGCUCUCAAAAAUGAAGAUCUCUCCGAGGCUAGUUCCGAAAGUUUUAAUACAACACUUUUAGUACCAGGCUCCCUCUGUGUUUCAGGAGAUGUUGAGAUAACAGAGGAUCCCAAACAUCCCAAGAUUAAACCUGAGGUGCAAACUAAAAUAACACCUCUGGAGCCUCCAAAACCAUCAUCUACCACACCCGAGUCUUCCAUCGAAAACCCAGAACUUGCUGUAAAAAAUAUGGACAUUUCUAAAGCUGCCCCUGAAAGUUGUCCUGAUACCUUUGAGGUGUCCAAGGUCUGCAGUGUUUCACUAAAUAAGGAUCCUUCACAUGAACAAGAGAAGGAGCAGUCCAACACUGCAGAAGAGGAGCAAACUAAACUGACAGUUGCCACAGAGCCUCCUGCAUCUUCAUGCACUACUAAGUCACUUAUAAAUAUGUAUGAUCCUGAGGGUAGAUUUUUGUAUUUUAAAGACUUAGCUGCAAAGCAAAGCUCUAUAAAAAUUGGCGUGGAGUCUGUUGUGAAAAGUUGUCAACCCCCUGUUAAAAAAACAGACGACUCUGAAGCUCCAUGUGGAAGUUCCCAUAAAACAGCAGAGUUUACAGUCACUGAGGUGCAACCUUCUGCCGUGCAGAGUCCACGAGAAAUUAUUACAGAUAAGCCCGAGGAACGUUGUCCUGUCGCACAAUCUGAGAUCUCGCCGAGUCCACUAAAAAUUACUGAAAAGCUUGAGGAAUGUCCUUCUGUGACAGAAUCAAAGAUAUCAGAGAGUCCACUAAAAAAUAGUACAGAAAAGCUUGAUGGACAUCUUUCUGCACCACAACCCAAGAUUUCUCAGAAUCCGGUAGAAAUCAAAGUUGAAAAGCCUGUCACAUCAGCAGCACUGAUUUCCAAAAAGUCUGUAGUCUCUCAGGACCUACCAGAGUGUGAUAUCGGAGGCUCAGAGGCCACACUAGAAAGGUCGGAACUGGGAACCCGGAAGCAAGAAGCCAAAAGCUCGUGUGAACAUAUCAGCCCAAUGGCAGAGGAACCUAAAGGGGAACCACCAGCACCAAAGUCCACACCCAGCGCUUUACAGGAAGAUACUGUGAGGUCGCCCUUACCACCAUCCAUUCUUACUCAUACACAGCCCAGUGAUGAGGAGCUUCUGAAAGAUGCCACUGAUGCAGAGAAGAGUGAGUGGAUGAAGACCCGCGGUCACAAAGCCUCUGGCGUGGCCCUUGGAGAGUUGGGUGAGACACUGCCUCUGGGUUCCAGCUCAUCUCCUGACCUCGGGAUCGUCAGUGGGGACAAAAAUGAAACUGGGAGACCCAUGGGACUUCCCGGUCAAGGAGGUUUUGGGAACACGGAGGCUGUGGAUAUGCCCACCACCCCUGAAGUUUCAGGCCAUUUGACCCACGAAGGAGGUGAAACACCCAGCACAGCCACCACCGACACCAAAAAGAUGGCUAGAAGCAAAGAACAGGAAGCCAGUCACAGCCAGCUUCCUUCUGCAGCCUCGAAAACGAGCCCUUCGCGCUACCAAGCUUCCACCACCAACGUCCUUAACAGCAGUAACCUCAGGGAUGACACCAAGGUCAUCUUGGAACGCAUCUCCGCCAACAGCCAGAAUAGGAUGGAGCAGGCAAAGCAGGCGGCGGCCAUCACAGACGACGCCAAAGAAGGGGACAAGGAGCAAGUUGAGGACAAGGCCCCGGAGCACAGGGUCCCUGGACGAGGGCUGAGCCGGUUCCAGCGGCCUGGGGUCAGCGCCCAGGAGAGGGAGAGUCUGCUCAAGAGAAUGGAGAGCAUGCGCAAAGAGAAGAAGGUCUACAGCCGCUUCGAGUUGGGGUCGUAGCCUUGGGCGACGGUGCGGAGCGCUCAGAAACCAUUGGCUGGACGACGCGCCAGAGGCAACAGACUCCGCCCACUUGUCCUGAGUGACCACCGCUCUGCCUGCUGACCCUCACAUUAAAGGAGCGUUUGGGGCAACGUGCUGAAAGUGUCGAACGUGCUGAGCAGGCGACCGCAGGAGGCCUUUGCAUGAGUUCCAGAAGGAAAGGGGUGGGGACCAUCCUGCAGUCUUUCUGUGUACAUUUGUGGUGCCUCCUACAUUCCCCCCCGCCCCACACACACACACACACACACACACACACACACACACACACACAAGUGCACAUAUGUGCCAUCUUACACUCUUACAGCCAGAACACAUGAGGACAGCGACAGGCUCAGGGCUGCACCUGCAUCCGUGGCCCAUGUUACACCUGGUCCUCGGAAAGCCCACUUCCUGUCCCUUCCACAUUCACGCGUCCAUCCGCCUGGGAGACGUUCUUGCCCAAAGUGACCGAGAGGCCUGCUGGACCAGUGCUGAUGUCCGCAGAGAAGCUGGACAUAAAUGCAGUGGGAGCGCUGCACGGGUCACGUACUGUGUUUUACAACAACUGCCGCAGCAGCGUGUGGACACACUCAGGACAACAGUGUUAGGUAAAGUAUAAACGGGGUGUGUAUUUGAGACGUGAUGCCAAAGUACCACUUACGCCACAGCGUGAUCCAUAAAUGCAGUCAUUCUCGCUACGUUGCCAAAGACCGGUUGAAGGACGAGCCGAGUCCCUCGGUCGUGAGCGCAGCCUCAGGGGUGGGAGGAGCCUCUGGGAAAAGUGCCUCUUCCUGUUUCCCCAGAGCGCAAUCCCCACCGUGGCUGGCGAAUCACGUGGCUCUGGUGGGCGGGGCUCGGUGGGCGGGGCGGGGCGGCCAAUCGCAUCCCUCGGAGGAAAGUCGUACCUUAACGGGAGGAGGUUCAAUCACACCGAAGUUCUUGAGAAGAAUUGAUAUUUAAUUUAAGGUAACACACCCUGUUGCCUUUGAGGGGAACAGUUUCUGAGCAGCAUAUAAUGGGUCUUGUUUAUAUUUAUGCAAAAUACAGUAUAUUUGAAACUUUUAUAUUAAUCUGUAGUGCAGGAACGGUAGAAGUGGAGUCGUUAGCUUUUGAAUAGAGUAAAAUGUUUUACUGUUAAUGCUGUUUUACUGUCACUGUCAGUAGCUUUUCACUGAAUCACAACAGCUGGAAUUCCACCACGGUGCCUUUUCCCUCUCCUUUGCGCGCUGUUGUCUGAGAAAGAAAUACACUGCUGGAACUGUACACGGUCUACAAAUGUGUGUUUACAGCACUCUCUAGAGACGUACCAGGUUUACAGCGACAGGUUCUCCGUGAACUGCUCGACGAGUCUUUGACCGUUUCACGGGUAUCGUUCAUGUUGUAGCUUUAGUAACUUUUAAUACUCGUGUCACGUAUACAGCCGCAGCCCAAGCGAUUCCUACGAGGGACCCUUCUGUCGUUGUGAAUAAAGGAUUUUAAGCUCCGUUGAGCGUCUUCACUGUGUCCCGCUUCCUCUCCUUUAAUGGCUGUGGUGAAAAUUCACUUGGUUUUACCAGCUACGCUCCAGGAAGGACCGUGGCGUUUCCCCCGAGCGGCGAAAGUGAGCAACGGGGCCCCUUCCGGUCAACACCUCCGUUCUGGACCGAGUGGUCCGAAUGUAGCGCGUCCCCCGGGUUUGUCCUGCCGCUGGGACCUCUGCGAGAUGUGUCCCGCUGCCGUGAAGGGCGGAAGGAUGAGCGUUUGCUCAACAGCGCUCGACUGCUCCGAAGGGUUUCCCUCGCCGCUCGUCACUCUUCGCCCUUCGGCCCGUUGGACUCGCUGUGCUUCAGAACCACUGUUUUCUCCGGCGCCGUCUGCGCUCGGCGUCCUGCAGGGGAACCGCCUCGUCGGGUGAACUCGAGCCGAGGUCACGCUAUCGACGCCACGCGCACGUUGACUGUUCCGCGCUCGAGUCGCCAUCGCCCCCCCACCCCGCUCUCUACUUGUCUGCACUUCCAGCUGGACAUCUUGCCACUACUCCACUCUCAAGGUAUCCUACAGAGCCGCUGCCUGUCCUGUUCAACACGAACUCCAGCAGCUCCCGGUGGACUGUACCCUGUUGUCAUUAUUGACAGCUCAACAAACCAGGUAAGAACUACUGACUGACCAGAACCCCCCCCCCCCAGCACAGCACUGACCCCAGAGGAGGAGUGAGGGGUGGAUUCCCUGACCCUGUGGCAUCACGGAGGAACACGACCACGAAGGAGGCAGAGCCCUCUUGAAGGUACCGCUGAUGAGGGGUACAGAUGUACUGCACCGUGUUCCUGCACCGACACCAUGGUAACUCCAGUGUCCAUCCUUCUGCUCGCCAAUCGUGCUGGAGAAGUUACCGAAGCUCCAAGACCAGUGAAGCAGCCAUGACGCUGCUGCGGGACAGUCAAAGGUGCAGAGCGGUGGCGGCGAUGCGGACACCCUGGAUUAAUGAGGGAGGUUCUGAGAAACUCCAUCACGACCAAAGAAGUUAGACAUUGAAGGAGAAUCGGAGAACCUUCGGGAAGAGCAAGCGCAGUUACACUCAGCUGGUACCUCCUGUACGGCGUUCCUCUGAUGGCCCAACCCUGGACCUGGGAGGGGUGCGCUGCGGUCGUCCCCACGCGGCCCGAGCGUCCCGCUCCCACCGUAA